AUGGCUGAAGAGCUUAGUGAUGAGCAGAUUGUGGCGUUCAAAGAAGCUUUCACUGUAUUCGAAAAAGAUGGAGACAGUUGCAUCUCCCUGGAGGAGCUGGCAACGGCGAUUAGCUCAUUGGAUAAGUGCCCAUCAGAAAAAGAGUUGCGGGAGAUUAUCAGUGAAGUCGAUGCAGAUGGUAAUGGAAUGAUAGAGUUUGCCGAGUUCCUCAAUUUGAUGGCUAACAAGAUUAAGGAGACUGAGGCAGAGGAGGGACUUAAAGAGGCCUUCAGAGGUUUCAACAAGGACCAAAAUGGAUACAUUUCUGCUUGCAAUGUAGGCAAAUAACUGAGGUUUGGAUUCUUUUAUCUCCAGGUUGUAUUUAUUUAGCCCAUAGCAUUUAAGUACUCACAUUAUCGACUAUCUUCAAGUGUAUUGAAUUGAUUUUUGAGCAUUGCACCGCCCCUGCUC
Molecule: messenger RNA, 450 nt
Organism: Punica granatum (pomegranate)
Lineage: Eukaryota; Viridiplantae; Streptophyta; Magnoliopsida; Myrtales; Lythraceae
Source: RefSeq, a predicted model, not a curated record